AUGUGGUGUGGUGCCUUGUCGAUUGUGUGUCUCCUGUUCGGAAUAUCCGAGGCCCGCAAAGGAUUUGGUCCUGGCGAACAGGACUGGGGUUACGUGGACGUCCGCGAUGGGGCGCACAUGUUCUACUGGCUAUAUUACACCACUGCCAAUGUGAGCAGUUAUACUGAUCGACCGCUGGUUCUGUGGCUCCAGGGCGGACCUGGUGGCUCCUCCACAGCCCUGGGAAAUUUCCAGGAGCUGGGACCUGUGGACACGAAUGGCGAGCCGCGAGAGGGGAACUGGGUACAGUAUGUCAACGUGCUGUUCAUUGACAACCCUGUGGGAUCAGGGUUUAGCUAUGCGGAUAACACCAGUCUGCUGGUUACCAACAAUGAGGAGCUUAUCGACGACCUCAUUAGCUUCAUGUUGCACUUCUAUAAAUUGCACAAAGAGUUCAAGGACGUCCCUCUCCACAUUUUCUCGGAGAGUUAUGGUGGUAAAAUGGCCCCCGCCCUGGCCAUUCGACUGGAUGAAGCCAUGCGCGCCGGUGAGUUGGCGCAACCGGGAACUCUCAAGUCAGUGACUCUCGGCAAUCCCUGGAUAUCAACUCGGCACAUCAGCCGCGAGCACUCCAAGUAUUUGUUCGUCAAUGGUUUGAUCGACGAGGAUGGGGUGGCUGUUCUCGAUGCCCAGGAGGAACGAAUCUUGAGUGCUCUCAAGAAACACGAGUUUGAUAAGGCCACUGAUGAGUAUUUGAGGUGGUAUGAACUCAUGCAGCAACUGACUGGAGAGGUAUACCUUUACAAUACACAGACCCACGUGGAUGCUUCAGAGGAUAGAACCUACGGCUAUGGAGAAGAGUUUAUCCGCUUUAUAGAGAGAAAUGUGAGUGAAGCCCUGCAGAUCAAUGGCAGUGUCUAUGCGUCACAGGUUAUGGAAGUGUUGUCUAGCCUUCACGGAGAUCGCCUUAAAUCGGAAAUUAAUACGAUUCCGCGCCUGUUGAAUGAAACUUCCGUUAAGGUAAAUAUUUAUUCUGGCCAGUUGGACACUUUAGUGCCCACUACAGCCACAUUGGCUCUGAUCAAGGACUGGGCAUGGAAUAGCAAGUCGGAAUAUCUGGAGGCCAAUCGCACAACCAUCGUUAUCAAAGGCAUACUUCAGGGUUACGAAAAGGUCGGAGGCAACUUCGGGAUGUACUGGAUAAAUCGGUCGGGCCACAUGUCCCCUUCAGAUAAUCCAGUGGCCAUGCAGUAUGUCCUUCAAUCCGUUACGCAAUAUGACAGCUCUAAAACUGAAUAAUCUAAUAUGUAACAUAAGACACAUCGAAUAAAGCAUUUCUACCAUAUAGACGUCGUAUGCCAGAUGCCCACUUUCGGUAUUUUCUGCUGACGUCUUAACCAAG
Molecule: messenger RNA, 1381 nt
Organism: Drosophila mauritiana
Lineage: Eukaryota; Metazoa; Arthropoda; Insecta; Diptera; Drosophilidae
Product: retinoid-inducible serine carboxypeptidase
Exons: 2
Coding region: 1-1278 (425 amino acids)
Biological process (GO): proteolysis
Molecular function (GO): serine-type carboxypeptidase activity
Source: RefSeq, a predicted model, not a curated record